AUGUCAUCAUCCGAAUAUUAUUGUGUACCAGGCGAUCGUUUAUGUCCCUGCGAUCGCGCUAUUGCUGGCCAAGGAACGUACGAAAAGCAAAACUGUAUCUAUGCGAGUAUCGCAGGAACUAUUCAACUUACAGCAGUCGAUCAAUCAUCAACCAAUCCAGAUAAAAAACCGACAAUAGCAGUCGUACGUCAAGACCGUUCACUUGCCGUACCUUCCGUUGGUUCAUUGGCGUAUUGUAAAGUAACAAAUGUUACAUCUCGAUUUGUACGUUGCUUAAUUUUUGCUAUCAAUAACCAACCAUUGAAAACACCGUGUCACGGACGAAUAACACGAGAAAAUAUUGAAAGCUUCAAUAAAGAUUCAAUUGUAUGUAGCACUAAGUUUCGACCCGACGAUAUUGUACUUGCACGGAUCAUAUCAUUGGGUGAUGCAAAUGCAUAUUUAUUAAGUACAGCAGAAGAAAAUCUUGGCGUUAUCGCAGCUCGUUCAAUGGCCGGUGAAAAACUUAUACCUUUCUCUGAUUGUCAAAUGACAUGUCCUAUAACGAAUACGCCUGAACCACGUAAAGUAGCAAAAAUUCAAUCAGAACUGACCGAUGAAGUGUCUAAGCUUGCUUGA
Molecule: messenger RNA, 618 nt
Organism: Adineta ricciae
Lineage: Eukaryota; Metazoa; Rotifera; Eurotatoria; Adinetida; Adinetidae
Source: the annotation of a GenBank genome assembly